AUGACACCGCUCGUCAACGUGACCGCGGGCAUUCAUGUCGCCUCGACAAUCGUUGUUCUUCUGUACACCUUUUUCAGCUUCCUCGCCCACUAUGCGCAGGCCAACUCUUCGUUCAACACGGUGUCGAGGAACUUUCUGCGCCUGACUGCCGUUGCCGUUUUGCUAUCAACACUCGUUGCAGAGGCAGUGCUGUUGAACAGGAAGGCCCCGACGCCGGCCGCGCUGACGGAACACAUGCUCAGCAUUGUCUAUACAUCUGUGGCAUGGGCUUUGGUGUGCCUGAGAAAGAGACUUUUGGUCGUCGACUUAUUCUCCCUGUCACUUGUUAUUAUAGUGCUCGGCAGCCCAUUAGCGGUGACGGAAUACCUCGCAAAGACAGCGGAUCACAUUUUUAUGCUCCACGCCGUACGUCUCGUCAUCGCGCUCUCGCUGCUCGUGGAUAGUGCAAGACGACUACGGAAACGGUCCAAGACAGAUGCUACGCUGGAUGAUGAAUCGCAACCGCUACUCCAGGAUGAUUCCUCUACUAGGUCGGCGAACAGCUCGUUUGGCUCCCACACCUUGGCUGCUGAUUCUCCGCUCAACAACCAAAGCGACAAAGACAGCGAUACAUCCUCCGUCGCCAGCGACGAGUCCGAGGAUGAUUUUGACUCCGCCGCCGGCCGUCUUCGCAAAAGCGGAAGCUGGAUCGAGUACCUCCGCAACUUCAAGGUCUUCCUGCCCAGCCUCAUCCCGCGCGACGAUGUCAAGGUGCAGGCGUGCCUGGCGCUGUGUAUCCUGAAUGUCCUCGCCGGCCGGGCGCUAAUCAUUGCCGUGCCGCAACAGCUGGGCAAGGUCACCGACGAGCUUGUCAGUGGCGGACUGCCCAUCAAGGCUCUCUUGGUGUACUACCUGCUGACCCUCCUCGACGGCGAGUGCGGGCGCGGCCUGGUCGAGACGCUGACCAAGAUGCCCGUGCAGCAAUACUCGUACCGAAAGCUGUCCAACGCGGCCUUCGCGCACGUCAUGCGCCUCGAGAUGAGCUUUCACGACGACCAGGACUCCGCCGAGCUCAUGAAGGCCGUCGAGCAAGGCGAGGCCCUCACCAAUAUCCUCGACACCGCCGUCCUCGAGAUGCUGCCCACCGUGCUCGACACCGUCGCCGCCUUCGUCGUGCUGUACGCCAAGUUCAACGCCGGCGUCGCCGUCGCCCUCGUCACCGCCGGCGUCGGCUUCUUCGCCGCUGAGGUCGUCACCGCCGGCUACAACAUCGACAACCGGCGGCGUGUCACCCGCGCCGAGCGCCGCCAGACGCGUGUCAUGCACCAGGCCGUGCAGGGGUGGCGCACCGUCUCGGCUUUCAACAUGCUCUCGUACGAGACGCGCCGUUACGGCGAGGCCGUCGGUGCCACCAACCGCGCCCGGCUCGUCUGGGCCGUCCGCGACGCCUACAUCGAGGCCGUCCUCAGCGCCGUCAUGCCCACCACCUUUUUCGGGCUCGCGCUCGUCCUCGCCCGCGAGAUCCACGCCGGCCGCGCCUCGCCCGGUGACUUCGUCUUCCUCCUCCAGUACUGGGAGUUGCUCCUCUGGCCGCUCAAGUUCCUCUCCCGGGAGUACCGCUACCUCAUGCGGGACCUCGUCGACGCCGAGCGCCUGCUCGCGCUGCUCAGCACCGAGCCCGCCAUCACCGACGCGCCCGACGCGAAGCCGCUCGGCCCCGGUGUCCGCGGUGCCGUCGCGUUCGAGCACGUCGACUUUGCGUACGACCCCCGCAGGCCGGCCCUCCGCGACGCCAACAUCUCCGCUGCGCCCGGCCAGACCGUCGCGCUCGUCGGCGCCACCGGCGCCGGCAAGUCGACUAUCACGAAGCUGCUGAUGCGGUACUACGACGUCACCGGCGGACGCGUCACCGUCGACGGCACCGACAUUCGCUCCGUGACCCAGGGCUCGCUGCGCGACGUCAUCGGCCUCGUGCCCCAGGACCCUCUGCUCUUUAACGCCACCAUCAUGGAGAACGUGCGGUACGCACGCCCCUCGGCUACUGACGCCGAGGUCCACGAGGCCUGCCGCGCCGCCGCCAUCCACGACCACAUUGUCUCCUCCUUUCCCGACGGCUACGCGACAAGGGUGGGCGAGUCGGGCACGCGCAUGUCAGGCGGCGAGCUGCAGCGCAUCGCCAUCGCGCGCGUCUUCCUCAAGGACCCGCCGAUCCUCGUUCUCGACGAGGCGACCAGCGCCGUCGACACCAACACCGAGGCGCUGAUCCAGCUCGGGCUCGCGCGCGUGAGCGAGAGGCGCACGACGUUUGUGGUCGCGCAUCGCCUGUCGACGGUCGUGCGCGCGGACAAGAUCCUCGUGCUGCACGCAGGGGCCAUCGUCGAGCGCGGCACGCACGCGGAGCUGCUGCGGCUAAAGGGUAGGUAUUAUUCGCUCUGGGAGAACCAGCGUGGUGGCCUGCUUGAUCUUGAGGGGUCAGAGACGAGCGCAGAGGGGGAAUCUUCGACGAAGCAAGGGGAGCAAAGUAAAUGA
Molecule: messenger RNA, 2508 nt
Organism: Cordyceps fumosorosea ARSEF 2679
Lineage: Eukaryota; Fungi; Ascomycota; Sordariomycetes; Hypocreales; Cordycipitaceae
Product: abc transporter
Exons: 1
Coding region: 1-2508 (835 amino acids)
Biological process (GO): transmembrane transport
Cellular component (GO): membrane
Molecular function (GO): ATP hydrolysis activity; ABC-type transporter activity; ATP binding
Source: RefSeq, a predicted model, not a curated record